UAACUUUCUUGAUAAAUUCUGCAUAAAUUUGUCCCACUUCCAUUCAGGGCAACACGUCAAUCUUGUAGUGCCACAAAUGCAAAUAGGUCCAAACAAUCCUCUCCUCUCUCUCUCCUUAGCUUGCCUACGCCGUUCCUUAUUCUUAUCUAUGUCAAACCGUUAUGCUCCUCUUCCCAAUCCUCGAUCCGACCUCGAUGCUGAGCAUGAAUUAGAGGCUGCCUUCGACAACUCCGACGACGAGGAUGACCUUGACGUCUCCGAAACUCACCCUCUGACGUCCUCCACUCCUUCAGCGCCCACUCAUAAAACCCCCACAACUGCCAGAACAACCGGAACGUACGAUUUCGAGAACGUCGACUACGACUACCCUCCUCCUGGUUCACCCCCUCCACCUUCAACGAGAGCCUUGCCCAAUAAUCAUGGCAACACAAACGGUCUCGUUCCAACUCUUGACAUUGAUCCAUCUGUUCAUGCUCCCAGAAGGAAUUGGUUCCAGCGCACCUUUACAGCUGUGCUACCUUCCCGUUAUGCGGAGCGGCUGGGCUACACCCAACAUCGUCUAACCGGUGCCAUUGGAGGCGGCAGCAAUAAUGAUGGCGUGUUCGCAAAUGUCACCGCCAAGCCAUCUCGUCCGGUCACGAUCCAAGAUGGAGAUGAAACGUACAUUGUUCCUGAAGACAGUCGGGCGGAAGCACCCCCUUCGUACUCCUCAGCCCAGGCAGAUGCAGUUCCUCCCUACUGGGACACCACCGUACACGCACCGUUCUCCCCUGAUUCUUCUGGGGAAAUGAUCAUAGACUCACUACCCACCGGUUCUGUCUUCUCGUUCCUUUGGAACAUGCUUCUCUCGGUUACCUUCCAAUUCAUCGGUUUCCUUCUUGCCCACCUUCUUCACACGACCCAUGCAGCCCGUCUAGGCGCUCGUGCCGGGCUUGGCGUCACACUUAUUCAGUAUGGCUUCGCUCUCCGACAGAGAUUGGAAGAUAGGAGUCCCGAAGCUGAAGCUGCCUGGGAACAAUGGAGAUCAGGCGGUUUCAAACCCACUUAUCCCUCUGCUCCAGACGCCGGGAAUUAUUAUAUCAAUGGUACCGCUGUAUCCCUUCCAGGAAAUUCGACAAUUUCCACCACUACUAUUACCGAAGAACAGGCCGGUAUCUUGGUAGCUGAUGCCACGACCGAGUGGUUGUCAUUUUUCCUCAUGACUAUCGGUUGGUUCAUUCUGCUAACAUCUCUCCUUGGUUUCUGGCGUGUCAAGCGUUGGGAACGGAAUAUUCUAGCUUCUCAAGCUAGCAACGAGGACCAGACAAAUCGAUCAACAUCCCAGUUCGAACGUGUAUUUGGGUUUGGCGCAUUGUCAAGAGGUGAUUUCUUCAGGCAAGGCUUUGGGUUUGGGACCUCGACCAGACGCAACCAGGAAGAGGAUAUCCAAGCCCGUCCAGAAACACAUGCCGAGGCUCAUGAAAUUGCGCUUGCCCUCAAUAUUCGGUCUGACGACCCUGAUCGUGAGCGGUUAAUCGCCCAAGCGUUGGCAAAUGAGCGGCGGUUACAGGACGAUCUGAGGGCGGCUGGACUGCUGUAGCUCUGACAGAUAACGUAUUUAUCAUCUACUUCAACUUACGCUCUUAGUGGACCUUAACAUAAAAGAGACGUGCCAUAUCUAUUGUAUGAGUGCUCGCUAUAAGCAGGUUAAGUGGGUAGAGUUUUGCCGGUGUUUUCCCAGUUGUACUUAUACUGUCAUCGACCCUGAAGUCGGAAAAACGGGGAAGUCGGAAAAGUGUAAUAUAGUGAGUGCUAGGCUAGGUUUUUGAGCAGAUACACUAUCAAAAAAGAAGGAGCGGG
Messenger RNA from Marasmius oreades (fairy-ring Marasmius), 1839 nucleotides. RefSeq lists its product as uncharacterized. The record is from RefSeq and is a predicted model, not a curated record. Gene Ontology annotation, cellular component: endoplasmic reticulum; perinuclear region of cytoplasm; Golgi apparatus. Lineage: Eukaryota; Fungi; Basidiomycota; Agaricomycetes; Agaricales; Marasmiaceae. The transcript is spliced from 3 exons. The coding region runs from base 77 to 1579 and encodes 500 amino acids. Gene Ontology annotation, biological process: vacuolar transport; positive regulation of protein ubiquitination; ubiquitin-dependent protein catabolic process.